Molecule: messenger RNA, 663 nt
Organism: Mangifera indica (mango)
Lineage: Eukaryota; Viridiplantae; Streptophyta; Magnoliopsida; Sapindales; Anacardiaceae
Product: actin-depolymerizing factor 7
Exons: 3
Coding region: 242-655 (137 amino acids)
Biological process (GO): actin filament depolymerization
Cellular component (GO): actin cytoskeleton; cytoplasm
Molecular function (GO): actin filament binding
Source: RefSeq, a predicted model, not a curated record
UGUGGACAUUUUCUCCUCAAAAUACCCAAUGAAUAAUACCUCAAAUUUUUGACCUUGAAAAUUUUCUAGUUUCCCCAAGUUUCGGCUUUCUUUAAACCUCCACCUCUACUGUCCCCAAAAAACAAGGAUCUUCUUUCUCUUUUCUACUUGCAUAUCUCUCAUUUUCUGUCUCUUGCCCCUACCUAUGCCCUUUUCCCUCUUCCUUUUGCAAUUCUAAAUCCCCAUCUCUCUUAGUGGCAAAAUGGCAAAUUCCUCAUCUGGAAUGGCAGUGAAUGAUGAAUGUAAGCUGAAGUUCCUGGAACUAAAAGCAAAGAGGAGCUACCGGUUCAUUGUGUUCAAAAUAGAAGAUCAGCAAGUGACAGUUGAGAAACUGGGACAACCCACUGAAAGCUACGAUGAUUUCACUGCCAAUUUGCCUGUUAAUGAGUGUCGCUAUGCUGUCUAUGACCUUGAUUUCAUUACUGACGAGAACGUUCAAAAGAGCAAGAUCUUCUUCAUUGCAUGGUCCCCUGAUACAUCAAUUAUAAGGAGUAAAAUGUUGUAUGCAAGUUCAAAGGACAGAUUCAGGAGAGAAUUGGACGGGGUUCAAGUUGAGUUACAGGCUACUGAUCCCAGCGAGAUGAGCUUUGACAUCAUCAAGUCAAGAGCCCUCUAAGCGAUUCA